Molecule: messenger RNA, 489 nt
Organism: Eremothecium sinecaudum
Lineage: Eukaryota; Fungi; Ascomycota; Saccharomycetes; Saccharomycetales; Saccharomycetaceae
Gene: CPR1
Product: peptidylprolyl isomerase CPR1
Exons: 1
Coding region: 1-489 (162 amino acids)
Biological process (GO): protein folding; protein peptidyl-prolyl isomerization
Molecular function (GO): peptidyl-prolyl cis-trans isomerase activity
Source: RefSeq, a predicted model, not a curated record
AUGUCUAAGGUAUAUUUCGACGUGGAGGCCGAUGGCCAAUCAUUGGGUAGAAUUGUAUUUCAAUUGUAUAACGAUGUAACCCCAAAGACAGCCGAAAACUUUAAGGCGCUCUGUACUGGUGAGAAGGGAUUCGGUUACGCCGGUUCUCCAUUCCACAGAGUUAUCCCAGACUUUAUGUUGCAAGGUGGUGAUUUUACUCACGGUACUGGUGUUGGUGGUAAGUCAAUUUAUGGCGGUAAGUUCCCAGAUGAGAACUUCAUCAACAAGCACGACAGACCAGGUUUGUUGUCUAUGGCCAAUGCUGGACCAAAUACCAACGGUUCCCAAUUUUUCAUCACCACUGUUCCAUGCCCAUGGUUAAACGGUAAGCACGUUGUGUUUGGUGAAGUUAUUGAGGGUAUGGAUGUUGUCAAGAAGAUUGAAUCUUUAGGUUCUUCUUCUGGUGCUACUAAGUCUAGAAUUGUUAUUGCCAAGUCUGGUGAAUUGUAG